UAGUUGUUUUCCGGAAUUAUUUAUGUGAAACACACUUUAUAUCUGCCACUGCAAAUAGCAAAGGAUUUCACUACGCACCCAUUCGCUACUGCCUUAGACUAAUAACAACUGCGGCACCCAGCUAUUUAUGAGAUCAACCAACUUUGGCUGAAAUGAAUUUUCUACGUAACCGUCUUGUUGUGCUGGGCCUGGUGUUGCUGGCCACUGUUCUGUUGUACCUGCUACUGCCGUCCAUUCGUCAGGGCAGCAUGGAGCCUUCGCUGGAUGUCCAGAGGAUGGGCCUGGUGGCUGUCUCUCCUCCUCCGCCUCCUGCCAUCAACGUGUCCGUCCGCACAGGGCAGCUACCCGGGGACCCUCCACUCUUCUUCAGGGAAGCUUUGCCAGUCGAUGGAUCUGGUAGGCAGAUACUGCCCAGGCUGCAAGUGGUCCUUCUCCAUGGCCAAGCUUUCUCUUCCAAAACCUGGGAGGAACUGGGCACCCUGGCCUUACUGGCCACAAACGGAUACCAGGCCUUGGCUGUGGACCUACCAGGAUUUGGGAACUCUCCAGACUCGGAUGCUGUGAAGACAGACCAGCAUCGGGUGGACCUUCUGGGGAGGUUUAUGGAGGCUUUGGGCGUGAGGACAGCGGUGCUGCUCAGCCCCUCUAUGAGCGGCCACUACUCCAUCCCCUUCCUUAUGAAACACAGUGCCCAGCUGCACGGCUUCAUCCCCAUAGCCCCAGUAGGAACCCGCAGCUACACCCCUCAGCAGUACCAGAGCAUCCAGACUCCUACUCUGAUUGUGUUUGGAGCACUGGACACCAACCUGGGGGCCCAGUCCCACAAGAAUCUCAUGCAGCUUCCACACCACUCAGUCCUGAAGAUGGAGGGGGCGCGCCAUGCCUGCUACAUGGACAAACCUUGGGAGUUCCACCAAGCACUGUUGGACUUUCUCAGCAAACUGGAGUGAGAGGGGGAGGAGGAAGAUAGAGGGAAGGAAAAAAGAGAUAAACAGGGUUGUGUUUGCGUGGAAGUGGAGAAAUUAUACACAAAUAAGAAAAAGGGAAGGUAGUCCUCUGGGAUAAUAGGGCAAAGGCUGCUUUUGAUAUUACAAAUUACCCCAGGCCCCCUAGUUAUCCUGGUAGAGUGGCUUACUCCAGGCCCCUAGCCACCCUGGUAGAGUGGCUAACUCCAGGCCCCUAGCCACCCUGGUAGAGUGGCUUACUCCAGGCCCCUAGCCACCCUGGUAGAGUGGCUUACUCCAGGACCCUAGCCACCCUGGUAGAGUGGCUAACUCCAGGCCCCUAGCCACCCUGGUAGAGUGGCUAACUCCAGGCCCCUAGCCACCCUGGUAGAGGUGCUUACUCCAGGCCCCUAGCCACCCUGGUAGAGGUGCUUACUCCAGGCCCCUAGCCACCCUGGUAGAGUGGCUUACUCCAGGCCCCUAGCCACCCUGGUAGAGUGGCUUACUCCAGGCCCCUAGCCACCCUGGUAGAGUGGCUUACUCCAGGUCCCUAGCCACCCUGGUAGAGUGGCUUCCAUUGCGAUGCUUUUGUUGACAUCCCAUCAAAUCGAGAGCAACUCUAAAAGAAGUUUACUCUUUGAGUUGAGCAUGUAGAACAGAAUAUAUGCAAAUUCAAAGACUAGAAGCAAAGACUUGUUUUUUUCUACAGGCAUCAUUAUUGGUUCCAUGAUGAAGAUCAACAUCAGUUAGUUGAGAUGAGGAUGAAGAGGUUAAAGGAGAUCUAAGGUGAUAGUACCAGGGUUGUAUUCAUUCGUGCACACUGUAGCAAAGUGUUUUGUAACGGAAAACAAAGUUCAGGUAGUCCCUUCCUGUUUCAUCCCUUUUGCUUCUGUUUGGUUCAUAGUGAAUACGAACGACCCUGUUUAGAGAAAUUACCUGUGAAAAUUGUGAGAUCAGUUUAAAAUACAAUCUCUUGUGUGUUUUUUUUGUUGAGACAGAAUCGAUGGUUGCCAAUUCACAACUGUAUCUCAUGGUACAGAAACUUGGAUAAAGACUAACAAUAACAUUAAGAUAUUUAUUUAUAGACUUCAGCUCCCUGUUAAAGCAUGUUCACGUUCAUUCUGAAUUUCUUGCUGAAGUGUGUGUGUGUGUGUGUGUGUGUGUGUGUGUGUGUGUGGGGGGGGUCCAACGAUGAUUAAGGUAUUUACUAAAUGAGAAAGCUGUUGCAACCAGAAAAGUACACUCUGUUACAUUUCUAUGUUAUGAGGAUGACCACUAUUUUAAGUUAUGAGUUUGUACAUAUUAGAUGAUUUUGUUUCAUCGGACAACAAGUUAAAGCCUCAAGUUAAAUGGCUUAAACAAUCAUGAAAGGUAUUUUGAGUUGUGCUGUUAUUGCGCUUAAGUUCCUUUAAUAAAGACUGCAUAGAAUAUGUUCUGUA
Messenger RNA from Oncorhynchus tshawytscha (Chinook salmon), 2383 nucleotides. It is a transcript of the gene abhd14a, whose product is annotated as abhydrolase domain containing 14A. Lineage: Eukaryota; Metazoa; Chordata; Actinopteri; Salmoniformes; Salmonidae. Bases 153 to 950 code for a protein of 265 amino acids. The transcript is spliced from 5 exons. The record is from RefSeq and is a predicted model, not a curated record. Gene Ontology annotation, cellular component: cytoplasm.